Messenger RNA from Exophiala bonariae, 831 nucleotides. RefSeq lists its product as uncharacterized. The record is from RefSeq and is a predicted model, not a curated record. Bases 1 to 831 code for a protein of 276 amino acids. Lineage: Eukaryota; Fungi; Ascomycota; Eurotiomycetes; Chaetothyriales; Herpotrichiellaceae. The transcript has 3 exons.
AUGGAGUUGACCGAGGAGCAAAGCUCUCCGAAUGCUGAGACUAUGCUGUCUGAACCUAUCACCCCUAUACCUGUUGGAUAUCCGGAUGUUCACGAGUUCGACGAAUUGAUGAGGCGUUACGUUCACGAUCUUUCUCCCAAGAAGCAAGACAAGGCUUUGAUUCAUGCGAGUAGAGCUGCCAAUAUCAAGUCGGUUCUUAUAGAUAAGAAAACAACUUCCAUCGAAUCUGCGCAAUUUCGGCGAGUUGCCCCGUUCAUUGUCAAGAUUACUCUGGCUGACGGCCAAUACAGAUUCUGGGUCAAGAAGAUGUUUACACUCCAGCCCAAUGAUCCUAAUCUCCCAGAGGUUCGAAGAGGCACCAGCCGAAAUUCACCUCCCGAAUGUGAUAGAAGCCCAGAAGAGAUGACGGAUCCUCAAUCUCCAGAAGCUCCACCGAAAUCAUUUUCAAGAAAGAACUCUUCAACCCACAAGAAUAACAAUGCCAGUGAAAGCUUACAACUGCAAGAAGCAGGCUUCAACACCAGUGCGACUUUUGAGCAGCAGAAUCGUUGGAUGACACCACUUCCUCCGCAAGAUCCUACCGGCAUUCGAACGACAAAUUUGACCAGCAGCAACACCUUGAACACCCAUGAUGGUUACAGUAGAAACGCACCCAUGCCGUUGACUUGCACAAACGCCACUCCACCGGGCUUAUCGUUCUCUGUGAAUCCAUUUGUGAACAACUCCACAACCUCGACAGCAUACAACACAGGUCCCAUUUACAAGGUACCACGGGGUCAUCAUCCUGCAGGGCAUGACUAUGAAGUUAAGCUUGAGCGGAACUACAUGUGA